This is a messenger RNA of Knipowitschia caucasica, 978 nucleotides long. Lineage: Eukaryota; Metazoa; Chordata; Actinopteri; Gobiiformes; Gobiidae. The record is from the annotation of a GenBank genome assembly.
AUGUCCCAUGCCAGGUUGUUUGCCAGGCUGCUGUUGCAGCAGAGUGGAGUUAGGCACUGUUACACAGGAUCAAGAAAACACCUGUACAUCAAUAAGGACACUAAAGUCAUCUGCCAAGGGUUCACAGGGAAGCAGGGAACAUUUCACAGUCAGCAGGCUCUUGACUAUGGCACCCGGUUAGUGGGGGGUGUCUCACCAGGAAAGGGAGGAAAGGAGCACCUUGGCCUGCCAGUCUUUAACUCAGUCAAAGAAGCUCGAGAGGGCACUGGGGCAGAUGCCACGGUGAUUUAUGUGCCCCCACCGUUUGCGGCGGCGGCCGUCAUUGAGGCCAUUGACGCAGAGAUGCCCCUGGUGGUGUGCAUUACUGAGGGCAUCCCCCAGCAGGACAUGGUGCGAGUCAAGCACAAGCUGCUGCGCCAGGGCACCACACGCCUCAUAGGCCCCAACUGCCCCGGAGUCAUCAAUCCUGGAGAGUGCAAAAUAGGGAUUAUGCCUGGUCACAUUCACAAGAAAGGAAGGAUUGGUAUCGUGUCCCGAUCAGGCACAUUGACAUAUGAAGCUGUCCAUCAAACCACGCAAGUGGGCCUGGGACAGUCACUCUGCGUGGGGAUUGGCGGCGACCCUUUCAAUGGCACGAAUUUCAUAGACUGUCUGGAAGUGUUCCUCCAGGACCCAAAGACCGAAGGCAUCAUUCUGAUCGGCGAGAUAGGAGGCAACGCCGAGGAGAACGCGGCAGAAUACCUUAAACAGCAUAACUCGGGCGCUGAUGCCAAGCCAGUGGUGUCCUUCAUUGCGGGGCUCACGGCUCCUCCCGGGCGCAGGAUGGGCCACGCUGGCGCCAUCAUUGCUGGUGGAAAGGGCGGAGCCAAAGAAAAGAUAGCAGCCCUGCAGUCGGCUGGAGUAGUGGUCAGCAUGUCCCCUGCUCAGCUGGGCAGCACCAUGUUCAAGGAGUUUGAGAAGAGGAAGCUGUUGAGCUAA